GCCAAGGCUCUCUUGGCCUCGGCGACGGCCGCUCUCCUCCUCCUCAUCUCCUCGCUCACGGCCCUCGUUGCCGCCAUGUCCGAGCGCACAUCGAUCCCGGACGCCAAGACCCUCCAGCGCCUUCGCUCCGACUACGGCCAGGCCCAGUCACGCGAGGCUCCCGUCAGCGUCGCGAUGGCGCAGCAGGAGCCGCACAAAGAGCCGGGGUGCGUGAAGAAGACGCAUCGCUACUUCUGCGGCUCUGUCAAGGCUACGAGCUACACCAUGCUGGCGAUGAUUUCGUUUGCGGCGCUGUUCUGGGUCCCGAUUAUCUGGUACGUCAUCGUGCCGGCCAUCCUCAACAUGCUCGCCGGCGCCACCUCUGUCAACAUUAAAUCGGCGACGAUGGCGGAUCCAACGGCAACCAAUAUGAAGGUUUCCGCGGUUGUCGAGAUCAACAAUGCGGGUCCCUUCGGGUGCGACAUCGAUGCCUUCAACGCCACCAUCCACAGCCCGCCCGAGGAUAGCGCGCCGAAUGGCCGCCCGAUCGGCUGGAUGGUGGUCCCGCCAUUCACCCUCAAGGGCAACGGGCCGGGCAUCAUCAACCCGACCACGAUGGUGCACGUGACCGACGCCGCGGCGUUCAAUAAGAUGGCGAAAGGCAUGCUCAACGGCGACGACGUGCCGUGGCGCAUGACGAGCGAGAUCACCGUCUGGUCGAUGGGCAUCCCCUUCUCGAUCUCGAUCGACAAGCAGACCGUCUUCCCUCCGAUCGAGCUGACGAAUUAUGCGACGUCCAACCUCGAAAUGUCGCACGGUAACACGACUACCAACCAGCUCGUGAUUGACGCUGACGUGAGCUUCUACUCCUCCUCGCCGAUGCGGCUCGAGGGCUUCGGGACCAUCAAGGCGGAGCUCUACUACAGCGUGGCUGGCAACGACCCCGACCUCAGCCCCGAGGCUCGCUUGAGGCAAGGCGGCCCGCCGAUUCGGGACGACCACGUCAAGAUUGGCGAGUGCCAUAUGUACGACUACAGGGUGGAGCAGGGGAUGAACACCAUCCAGACAAAGAUCUUCCUCGACGCAAACUACGCAACGGGACAGUCGCUCGGACGCUGGGCGUCCGAGUUCGACCAGACCAUCGUCUCGUGGGGCCCGACCAAUGUCUCGCCCUUCAUUAAUGGCAUCUGGCUGGGCGCCAACGGCAUGCCGGGCUCGACCAUCACCCUGUACACCGCAACCUUUGUCACUGCGGAGACCCUCGUCACCGGCUACAACCCCAAGACGGGCGAGCCGUGCAAAGUAUGGGACGGGAGCACCGAGUCGUGCGAUCGGGGUUCGACCAUCAUGGGCAUGAACCCCUUUAAGCGCGAGUGGUUCAUCAAGGACAUCGUGUACGACACGUACUUUGAGGAGGAGUACGAAUACGACGGCACCUUCAUGGCCAAGCCCGUCCCAGGCCAGGAGGAUGUCGAGGUGCCGUUCGCCGGGGGCACCACUGUCGGUAACCUCUUCAACAUCCCGGCGGUCGACUUUACGUGCAGCGCUUCCAAGGUGCUCGGGCGCACCUUCUCCAAGCCGGGCAUGUGGGCCGGCUACCCGAACCACUCUCCGGGGGUGGGCCUCUCCUACCCGCCCGACGACCCGAACACGACCGACGUCGACGAGAACCUCCAGGCGCGGCUGGCUGAUGACGUCAUACCGGUCCCGCCUGCGAGAGUUGCGGCGGACGGCACAAAGAUCCCGACGAGUUAUUCGUUGACCAUGCCCGUGCACCCGAUCCCGGGAAUGACAGCGGUCCCGGGUGCACCCGAUCCCCCGCCGCCGUGCAUCUGGGGCCUGAAGGACCUCAACCCCUUUGACUGCUGCAUGACCACGAUCUUUACCGCGGCCGCGUGCAAGGCGGCGGAGUCGGGCAAGAAGCAGAUCACGGUGAGGAGCUCGGGCUCGGCGGUGAUGAUUGUCGACGGAGUGGAGCUCAACAUCAGCACCUCUAUCCGGAUGCCCGUCACAUACACCAAGGACGUGCUGCAAUUUGACGCCAUUCCGCCCGCCAGCUACGGCGUGCUGGGCCAUGUCGUGGAUGCCGGCUUUGGCUGUGACGACCUCCGGUUCACCGGGGUCUCGGCGCGGUGAGAGAAGAGUUGAUUAUCCAUGAACGCCAGCCCAUGUACGUGAUGCGGCGCGCGGGUGGGGCCUUCGGCGUCUUCGCGGCUGAUGUGUGCACUCCCGCGGAGGUGUGUCCUGAAACGGGGGUCGGGGCCGGGGGGAGCGGAGAGAGAGGGGUGUACGUUGUCUUGUGAUAUAAACGUGGCUGAUACGUAGACUC
Messenger RNA from Emiliania huxleyi CCMP1516, 2308 nucleotides. RefSeq lists its product as hypothetical. Lineage: Eukaryota; Haptophyta; Isochrysidales; Noelaerhabdaceae. The transcript has 4 exons. The record is from RefSeq and is a predicted model, not a curated record. The coding region runs from base 76 to 2115 and encodes 679 amino acids.